AUGAGUGAUCCCAGAAGACUCUCUUUGUUACCAAAGAGUAUUCUUAAACAGAAAUUUAAAGAUGAUGAUACGACAGGUAACAGCCAAAACUUGACUAUGUCGCAGAUACAGUUUCCUACACAGGGAUUGUCGAAAGAGGAAAUUUUAGAUGGUAAUAAUACUACAUCCAGAAUAAAUGCAUCUUUCUCAAAGGGUAAUAGACGUGUUUCUUUUGCACCAGAUGUAACUCUACACAAGUUUGAUUUUAUACCACAAUCCAUUCAGAAUGUGAGAGAGCCAAGAAGAAAAUCUGCUCUAACAGUGGAGGUACCAAUUAACCAUGACUUAUCUGGGGAGAGGAAAGAUACUAGUGAUUCUGGUGAGACGAUGGAGUUCACGAGUCCAAUUGGAUCGAUUUUUCAGACUACCGAACCAUCCGAUGAGUCGAAAAAUGACAGUUACCAACCAAUUUUUGACAAGGAGGUGUCGAUGGAUAUUACACAGUUGUUUGCUAAACAUAGCGCUAAACCAGACGAUGAUACCAAAGAUGAAGAAAAUAUUGAAAAUAAUAUUCAAAAGCCAAAAGAUACGGAGGAGAAGAUAGAGUAUGGAAAUGGGAAUGAAGACAAAAACCUCAAUGAGAAACAAAAUACGAACAGCGUGGUCACUGAGAUAAGUAAUGUUGAAACCAAAGUAUUAGACGAGACAAUGGAUCUUACAAUUCCACGAAGACAACUUAGGACUAAUGAAGAGGAGUCUAUGGAAUUUACUGAGCAAAUACUGGUCAACACUGCCGAAUUUGGAACCCAACCUUCAGAGGCUACCCAAACAAUCAAAAAAUCCACACCCCCUGCUCCAGAAGAGACCAUGGAGUUUACAAAUUUACAGGCUCCUUUAGAGUUACGCCCCUCACAAGUAGUAUCUUCCACCCAGCUGGAGGCCCCUCUUCCAUCAGCAAAGAGAAGAAAACUUUCGAAUGGCUCGUAUCAGUCACCAGUCAAAAACCAAAUAGCAAGUAGGGAAGAAGAAAAAGAGAAUUUUGAUUCAGAUUUCGCAGAUAUGGAAAGACUUUCUCCAAUCCCAAUUACCACAGAUGCUGCUCCAAAUCAAGCCAAACCUUUAGAUCACCCAACGACUCUUUCUACAGAGAAAGAGUAUCAAGCGGCGACACAAAGCCAAGUAGAACCUAUUGCUCUAGAAACAUUUUUUGAAGAGACAGGGGUGAAAUUUGAUGUGGAAAAUACUAUAGAUGAACUGAAAAUAAAGUUCAGCAGUACGGAAGAGAUUGAAACAGUUCCUUCAAAUAUUUUACACCAGGCGCUAUAUUACAAUAUCCCAAUUCUUGAAAUACAGGCUUUUACUGCCAAAGAGUUGAAUAGAAGAAUAAUACAAUCAAAAAUGCUUUUGAAAAGUUUACAAGAUCAAAUUGCCUCUAAUGCUCCUCCAAGACUAAUAAAAGAGUAUUUCGACUCAGAUAAAGAAAUCCGCAAUAUUGCAGACAAGAAGUUACAAUUGGUGACAAUCAUGUCCAGAUUGCAAUCGGAAAAAGUAUGGUUUGAGUGGAGAUCCCAACAUUUAAAAGGGAUCAAGACAGUCCUCGAAGAAAACAUGGCUAUUUUACUUGACGAAAACGCACAAAUCAUGAAAUACAUGAAUGAAAUUAAUGAUAUCAAAAUGAGAGUCAGUGAUAUUAAACAUGUACUUCUUAAGGAAAUAGAUAUCUUGGGUAAACAUAACGAAUCUUUUGACGAAACAAACGAGCAGGUCUCAGUUCUUCUGAAAGUCAAUAAACUGAAAGAGGACCUUAAAGAAAAUAUGUUGAAAAUUGCAGAUCUAAGUAAAUUAACGGCCAAAAAGGAUCAACUAACCGAUCGUAUACAAACAAUAAGAGAACAGAUAAACAAAGUAAAUGAAGAAACACACGAACUCCAGAAGGAAUUGAGACACAAUAAGGUCUGCACAAGUUACGAAGUAGAAAAACUCAAAAGGAAUUUCUCAUUAUAUCAAAAUAUCUCCGGAAUCAAAUUCAAGAGCAUUAGAGGCUCCAUCUUGACAACUUCGCUAUACAAUAGCAAAAUCACAGUCUCCAUAUACCUUUCAAAGCUUGAUCAGCCAUCAUGCAUAUCGUUCAAAAUUCAAGAAGAGGGGAUAAGCGAAUCCGAAAUGGCUUUCAUCAAUUGCUGGAUAGUAUCAUGUAAGAAUAACUUUUCCAAUGGAAUUAAUUCAGUGUGCUUUCUUCAAAAACAGCUAACCAACCUUCUUAACGUCUUUUCGGAGUUUGAGAAAUUGAAGCUAAUGUUUUCGACUUUCAUAAAGUCAGAACCUGAAAAUGAUAAGACAAUCAAAAUCCAGCCCUUCGAUUGUAAAUAUCAUUGCAAGUUAUCCCUAUCAAUACCCAUUGAGCAUUUUUUUGAUGUAGUCUGCAAUUCGAAAAAGGUUACUAUAAAAGCAAAUAUUCUUUAUGGGGAUGAUAGGACGGCAAGGGAAAUUACUGAUAACUUUGUUAAGAGAUAUGAAAAGGCAUUUGGGUGGCUCUCAAACUGUAAUUUGGUCGUAUAUUGA
Kluyveromyces marxianus DMKU3-1042 is the source of this 2541-nucleotide messenger RNA. RefSeq names its product kinetochore-microtubule binding complex subunit SPC105 (gene SPC105). Bases 1 to 2541 code for a protein of 846 amino acids. The record is from RefSeq and is a predicted model, not a curated record. Gene Ontology annotation, biological process: mitotic spindle assembly checkpoint signaling; mitotic sister chromatid biorientation; protein localization to kinetochore. The transcript has a single exon. NCBI's taxonomy places the organism in Eukaryota, Fungi, Ascomycota, Saccharomycetes, Saccharomycetales, Saccharomycetaceae.